Messenger RNA from Dermatophagoides pteronyssinus (European house dust mite), 2568 nucleotides. Its product is annotated as protein Jade-3-like. NCBI's taxonomy places the organism in Eukaryota, Metazoa, Arthropoda, Arachnida, Sarcoptiformes, Pyroglyphidae. Gene Ontology annotation, biological process: regulation of transcription by RNA polymerase II. The record is from RefSeq and is a predicted model, not a curated record.
UCAUUUGCCAUCGGCUAUCAUUACGCAUGUACAGUUUUGAAACUUUUGGCGCCAUUUCUCACCAUUGUUUUAUACAAGUUCAAAUCGAAUUAGUUCGAUUGAUACUGGAAAAAAAUGAAAUCACAAGAAGAUUUUGUUGUUUCUAAUGAACCAAAAAGUUCAAAACGAUAUAAAAAUGAUUCUUACUUUUUCAACGAAUCAUUCAAUAAAUCUAGAAUUUAUAAUCUGGAGUAUCGAAAGAAACCAGCAGAAUUGGUACGAAAAGAUUUAAUAUCAGCCAUGAAAUUGCCCGAUCAUGAAUUAUUAAAUCGUGAUGAUUACCUUCUCAUUCUUGAUUCUUGGCGUGAAGAAUGGGAAAAAGGAGUACAAGUCCCGGUAAAUCCGGACACAUUGCCUCAUUCCGUGGUUACUCACGACGAUCUACUUUCAUCAAGCAGUAAAGAAUUCAAUCUCCCUAAAGAAUGGAUAACUGCUACAGAUAAUCCUGAUGAUAAACGCCAUACAUCUAGCUAUGAACUUGAUUUACAAGAUAUAUGUUGGCUUCAAACCGUUCGAGAAUCGGAUCUCGAUUUAGAUUUAUCGGAAAAUUUCCUGGAAAAAGUUAUCGACCUAUUCGAGCAACAUUGUGCUCUAAAUAUCAAAGAUCGUCAAGUGGGCAUUGAAUAUGAUGAACAUAUUGUGUGUGAUGUUUGUCAAAAUCCAGAUGGUGAAGAUGGAAAUGAAAUGGUUUUCUGUGAUCUCUGCAAUAUAUGUGUACAUCAAGCCUGUUAUGGUAUCGAUAAAAUUCCCGAUGGUGAUUGGCUUUGUAGACCUUGUCAAGAAUUAGGUACAAAUAAGAGAAAAGCUCUUUGUGUAUUGUGUCCAAACGUUGGUGGUGCAUUAAAACCUACGACCAAACAAAAUAAAUGGGCACACGUGUCCUGUGUAUAUUGGGUACCUGAGGCCAAAUUCCUUGAUUGUAAUUUACUCGAACCUAUUGAAAUUAAGUCGAUUCCAAAUUGGCGCUGGAAUCUAAUUUGUUCACUUUGUAAUAUUAGGAAAGGUGCACCCAUCAUUUGUGCGAAAAAUUGUCGCUGCUCAUAUCAUGUAACCUGUGCAUUCAAACACAAACUAAAAAUGAAAAUUGUUUUGACUGAUGAGAAAUCUGGUAUUCGAUUGAAAUCAUAUUGCGAAAAACAUUCAAAAGCAUAAAAUGGCAAUGAAACUGACGAACAAGAUGAAUUAAAUGCGGAGCAAUGUGAAUUUUGGAAAUAUAUCGAUGUCUACCAAAUUUGUCAAGAGAUCUCUCAAAUUUAUAAUUAUAAUAACGGUAGCAUCGUAGAGAACAAUAGUGAAAACUUUUCAGUCGUAAAAAACUAUUCUGUUAAUCAAACAUCAUUAAAUCAGAUUGUCCAGAUAAUUUAUGAAUAUUGGAAGUUGAAACGUUUAGCAAACUAUGGUAAUUCAUUGAUCAAAAUGACUUUCGAAGAAAAAUUCCAAGAACAAUUAAAAUAUCACAAAAAUCGAAUACUUUUAUUCCGUUAUCAUCUGGAAAGAUUACGAACAUUAACUUAUAUGGUGUGUAGACGUGAGAAAAUCAAACAGAAUUGGUUGAAUACACAACGUGAGAUUUUUGAAACAACCUUAAAUAUUAUUGAGAAUCCAGAUUUUUCUGUUCAUUCACAUGACAAAAAAAUUAUAUCAAUGGAGCAUCAAAAACUAUUUUCCAAGAUAAUAUCACAUCAUUCAAUUUAUUCGAAAAAAUUGUUUUCCAAAGCAACGGAUCAAAAUUCAACAGAAAAAAAUCCUGCAACGCAACUGGGCAACACUGAUAGCGCCGAAAAUAUAGAAGAUACAACGUUGCAAAUUUCAUCAGUCAUCAAAAAGAAGCGUAAAUCUCCCGAAAAUUCAAUAACCAAUAGUUUGCUUAAAGAAAUCAAACGUUUAAAACGAUCGCCGAUUUCCAAACAGAAUCCAUAUGCAAGAGUGUAUUUAAAUUCGACAAAAUCAAGAAAGCUAAUCUUACCAAACGGUAGUAAUCUGAAUGAAGAAACAGGGUUAGAAACAUACAUCAGUGAGGAUCAUGGUAGUCCAGUCGAUUCUAAAAAAUCACAAUUUAAUGAUGGUCAAAUUCUCCAAAAACAUUUGUCGGAAAAUGAUAUAUUGAACCAAGCGAAUGAUUUCACGCCAUCUUUGCAAUGUUCGGAUGAGAAUGGCAAAAAAUAUAUGCAUACUAAGCUACAAAAACCGAUUGUUGGUAUUUCAAUGAAUAGUGACGAAAAUGAAAAUAUAAAUUCCAGUGAAAAAAUCCCUAAAACAAAUGGCGAUAUUGUUAAUCAUCAUUUUUCUCCUGUAUCAAAAAUGUCCGAUUGUCAGAUGAUAAUUAGAGUGGGGAUCGAUGAACGCUUACCGUUGUCACAGAAUGGUAAUAAUAAUAAUGAUCAUCAUCACUACAAAAAACUUAGACAUCAUGAUCACCAGGAUUCGACCGAAACAUCGUCUUUAAGUAGAAAAUAUCCGCUUCGAAAUAAAGUUAAAUAAAUUGUAUUUUGUUGUAAAUAAAAACAUUAAAAAUUAUUAUCAAAUCAA